Messenger RNA from Lizanozyma spartinae, 762 nucleotides. RefSeq names its product Med18p (gene MED18). The transcript has a single exon. Gene Ontology annotation, biological process: regulation of transcription by RNA polymerase II; termination of RNA polymerase II transcription. The coding region runs from base 1 to 762 and encodes 253 amino acids. Lineage: Eukaryota; Fungi; Ascomycota; Pichiomycetes; Serinales; Debaryomycetaceae. Gene Ontology annotation, cellular component: mediator complex; core mediator complex. Gene Ontology annotation, molecular function: transcription coregulator activity. The record is from RefSeq and is a predicted model, not a curated record.
AUGGUCCAUCAACUACUCCUUGUAUCAACCAUCCCUCAUUCUAGCUACGUGCAAACGAUUUCAACGUUGAAGGCUCUUACUGGGCAAUUGGCUCCUCAGGAGAUAUCACUUUACACCAUGCUCACCAAACCUCACCAUGUCUUUAAACCAAAAUUUGAACCUGGGAAAGUUAACCAAAUAGAACAGUAUUAUAUGAAAUGUGUGACUACUUGGGAGCCGAGUAAGAAAGCCACUAAAAUGGAUAUUGCCGAGCCCGUGUUCCCCACAGAUGAAAUCGUGGUUGACAAGCUCUUCACUAAUGGAUAUAAAAACGUAUGGACUCUUCAAAUAGCAGAUAUCCCCAUUGCAGGAAAGAAUCAAGUUGUCAGUGCUAGGACAAUAUUCGAAAGCACAUUAGUACACCAUCAUACAAGUGUUGAUGGUAAGGAUUCUAUGCUACAAUUUCUAGAUGAUCUAGGGUAUGAUGUGAUCAACCAAUAUUGGGUUAAUGGAGUUCAAUUCUUUUAUGGUGACGUGGUUAUAGAAAUAUUAAAGCUAUUUAUUCGUGACGAUGAAAAGGAAGGUAUCAAAUUAAAGCCUUUAGAUUCAUCUAAUUCCUUUCAAAUUAGAUGCUACAGAAAUAUCCCAAAGUCAACAGAUAUCGAAAUGAUUAGUCAAGGGACAAAAGAGCUUUUGAAGCUUCAAGAACAUCUCAAAAACUUAUUCCAACUUGAAGUCCCUGAUCGUAUGUGUAUGGAUUCAAGAGUACAGAAUCCAGUGUAA